AUGUGUCUAACUGUGCAUUUUGUUGACAUUGAAUGGAGGUUACACAAAAGAAUUUUAAGUUUUGGUCCAGUUCCUAGUCAUCGAGGGGAAGUGUUAGGUUUUGCUAUUGAGAAAGUUUUGUUGGAUUGGGGAAUUGAUAAAGUUUUUACUAUUACUGUAGAUAAUGCAAGUUCUAAUGGUACAACCAUCAGUUACUUAAAGAGGAGGGUGAACAAUUGGAAGGGUAGUGUGCUCAAUGGUGAGUUCAUGCACAUGAGGUGUGUUACACAUAUCAUUAAUUUAAUUGUGCAAGAUGGAUUGAAACUUGUGGGAGAUUCUGUACUUCGAAUUAGGCAAGCAGUAAAAUAUAUUAGGCAAUCACCUGGUAGAACUGCUAAAUUCAAAGAGUGUGAAGAUGAGGAAAAGGUUAAGUGUAAAAAACAUUUGUGUUUGGAUGUGCCUACUAGAUGGAAUUCCACAUAUAUGAUGUUGGACACUGCUCAAAAAUUUCAAAAAGUUUUUGAUAGAUAUGAUGAAAAAGACCGAGAUUUUACACUUGAUCUUUCAAAAGAUGGUGGAAAAGGAAAGCCAAUGGAAGAUGAUUGGGAUAAUGGGAAUCCAGAAAAAUUGAAUAUGAUGAUGUUUGUUCUUGAGCCUCGAUACAAGUUAGAGUAUGUGGAUUGGGGCCUUUCUGAACUGUUUCCUCCUCCUACAUCUUCAAUUUUGAGUAAAAAGGUGAAGGAUGUUAUUUUUUCAAUGUAUGAUGAGUAUAAAAAUGGGGGUAGACAAUUCCAAUGUAGUGGACCUAGUGGUAAAAUUGCCGAAGCUAGCUCUAGUUCUUCUAGUCGUAUCUCUGAUGAUGAUGGGCUAGAUAAAUUCAAGAGGCAUAGGUCAGAAAAAGAAGGUGGGGAAGGCAAGAGUGAUCUUGAGAGGUAUCUUUCUGAGGCACCUGAAGAGGGUAGUCAAGAAUUUGAUAUUUUAGGAUGGUGGAAGAUAAAUAAUCCAAGGUUUCCUAUCCUUUCACAGUUGGCACGUGAUGUUUUGGCUAUCCCCAUAGCUACUGUUGCUUCUGAGUCUGCAUUUAGUACCGGAGGUCGUGUUCUUGAUUCUUUCAGGACAUCAUUGACUCCUAAGGUUGUGGAGGCUCUUAUAUGUUCUCAAGAUUGGUUGCAGAAUUCACCAUUACCAGUGAACUAUGAAGAAAGCCUUGAAGAACUUGAUAAACUUGAGAAAGGAAUGAUGCUGACCGAUAUAUUGGAGAAUUGA
Molecule: messenger RNA, 1245 nt
Organism: Malania oleifera
Lineage: Eukaryota; Viridiplantae; Streptophyta; Magnoliopsida; Santalales; Ximeniaceae
Product: zinc finger BED domain-containing protein RICESLEEPER 3-like
Exons: 4
Coding region: 1-1245 (414 amino acids)
Molecular function (GO): protein dimerization activity
Source: RefSeq, a predicted model, not a curated record